Messenger RNA from Girardinichthys multiradiatus, 6891 nucleotides. RefSeq names its product ataxin 1-like (gene atxn1l). Gene Ontology annotation, molecular function: RNA binding; protein binding. The record is from RefSeq and is a predicted model, not a curated record. NCBI's taxonomy places the organism in Eukaryota, Metazoa, Chordata, Actinopteri, Cyprinodontiformes, Goodeidae. The transcript has 3 exons. Gene Ontology annotation, biological process: regulation of DNA-templated transcription; anatomical structure development. Gene Ontology annotation, cellular component: nucleus. Bases 255 to 2714 code for a protein of 819 amino acids.
AGCCUUGAUUUUUUUCCUUCCAAUCACCCCCCUCCUUCGCAUAUCUGCUUUUAUUUUAUUACAAAGUAACGCCUGUCCGCGAUGACAUUAGACGGUGAGUGUGCAGAAUGAGACAAAGCGGACACCUUUAUGGUGAACUGGCAGACAGGGUCAGCCAGGUAAUUUCAGAACUGGUUGCUGUGCGAGCUGACGGGCUUGCAAGAUUCAGUUCCUGUGCAGUACAGUAAAGCAACUUGGUUGGUCAAAGGAUUGCAAUGAAACCAGCUCAGGAGCGCAACCAGGAGAGCCUGCCUCCUAAGAAGAGGGACCUCCCUCUUAGUAACAGCGGUGGAGUUGGAGGGACAGGCGGAGGUGGAGCUGCAGGCGGUGCUGGCAAUGCUGCUGGAGGCGGCAACGGAGAAGCUGAAGUUGCUUCCAUCCAGAACUCUGGAGCCAGCAGUGAUACUCAGGGAGGGAACCCAUCUGGAGAGUGGUCACGAGCUCAUCCGGAGCAUCAUUACGGAGUGGAUAUUUCAGAGAGCAUCUCAGCCGGGCAUGUUGAUCAGUACAGUAUGAUUUACAAAGUGGCUGUUCCUUCUGUUACCUACUCAUCUACCAGUCUCCACCCAGUGUUAAGCCACAUAUCUCCAGCAUAUACUGUACACUCUCCUCUCCUGCAGCAUGCAGGCCUUCCCUAUCCUCCCCUUGGUUAUGCUCAUAUCCCUCAUCCAUCUCUCCAGUUUGUUAGUUCCCCUUAUGCAGCAGUUCCUUAUGCUGUCCCCUCCGGCUUUGUCCCUGGAUCAUUGAUAUCUCCUUCAGGCACCAUCCCUCAGCCGCAUGCCGUGUCCCACCUGGUUCCCUAUCCAUCCGUCAUACAGGAUGGUGUCGUUUCUCCACCUCCUCAAGCCCAGGCCCAUACAUUUACCAAAGUUGCAGCUCCAAGUGGUGUUCCACUGAUAAUGCCUUCAGAGCAAGCCGCCCAGCAGCACAUCGGUACUAUCGGAGUCAUACCUGCCCCCGAGAUCAGCUCCGGCCGGAUGCCAGUUUACUAUCAACACCAGGGCAGCCGGGGUGUGUCUGGCACCAGCGACUGCCACAAUCUCCAGCAGGGGAAUGAAGCAGAGAUUAAUGGCGGCGAUAAAGAGCAAGGAGUCAGGGAGGUUCUGCUAGACUCUGCCUACACUUCCAGGAAUGCACAUGUGCAACAGGUAGCAACUAGCUCUGCAGCGCAAGAGCACAGCCAAGAACGGGUCCUGCAGAACCGACGACUGGAAGGCCGAAUCUCUCCGGGUCAGCCCAGCACUCCGGACAGUGAUCUCGAGGUGCAGCAGGUUGUUGGUCGUCUAGGUACCUUGAGUCAAGGUGUUGGUGGAGUGCGGAAGGAGGUCUCAUUUGCUCCCUUGAAUCUCUCUCAGGGGGCCCAAAGAACCAGCACAGCUGUUUCUGGUAGGGCUGUGCAUGCGGCACAACCAUUGAGUUACAGCGAGCAUAAAAUGACCGGUCUUCAGCAGCAAUCAGGACAGCCAGGUCACGCUGUCAUGCUCACCAAUGGCCAGCCAGUGCUUAUUAAUCUCGACUAUCACCUGCAGCAUCAACCUCAGCUGCAGCAACACUACCCAGGACAGGCGAACGAAGCCUCGGCCACUGCCUCCAAGGCCUCAAUUAACCCAAGCUUUAAAACUUCAGAUUCUUCAGGCAGAGCGUACCUCCAUGAGAAGGUGGAGCUGACCACAGCUAAGCAGCAUCAUCUGCAGCAGCAGCCUUCUCUACAAGCAUCAGUCCACUCUACAGCAGAGGUAUCUCAGGCUUCAAGUGUUGCACCUGCAGCACCUACUGGUAACCCGUCACAUUUCAUGAAGGGGGCAAUUAUUCAGUUGGCCACAGGGGAGCUGAAGCGUGUGGAGGACCUGCAAACUCAGGAUUUUGUGCGAAGUGCAGAGGUGAGUGGAGGGCUUAAGAUUGAUUCCAGCAUGGUAAUGGACAUCCGCCCCAGCCAACAGAGACCUGGUCUCGUAUCUCUACAUUUUACCGUGGGGGAGCAGCAGAGCAAGGUGACCAUUGACGUACCCCCAGAGCACCCGUUUUUUGUGUUUGGCCAGGGUUGGUCAUCUUGCAGCCCUGAACGUACGGCACAGCUGUACGGACUGACCUGCCAUCAUCUACAGGUCGGAGACGUGUGCGUGUCCAUCACCUUGCAACAACAACAGCAGCAGCAGCUUCAACCACAACAUCACAACUCACAGCAGCAGCAGAACAUGUCAAGGACUUUAGGCAAAACCAACACAACAUCAGGACCUGGUCACCAGCUUAUGGGGCCUCCUGCACCCCAACAGUUGCGGCCUCAGGCUCAUUUUAGGAUGGACCGCACCCACAGAGAACGACAGAGGGACGGUGAGAGAGACGUGGUAGAAAAGGACGAAGCACAAUUAGCAGUUGUUGGACACUCUGAAUCCCCCAUCAGACGAGGUAGGACCUCCACAGAGCAUCCAAGGAGUCAGAGCAGUUACCACUUGCACACAGAGGGCUCUGCUUUUGCAGGCACAGGCAUGGCUGCCAUGCAAGCUGCACUCGGUGCCUCUCAGAGGCGCUGGUCCUCACCCGGCCUCCAAAGAUACAGCAUGAAGGGAGAUGAAGGGUCGCGCCCCCAUAUAAUCACCUCUGGUCACACAAGGCCUUCUUUCAUCCCCCAAGAGGUCAAACUAUCCAUUGAGGGGCGCUCUAAUGCAGGGAAGUAGCAUCACAUUUGGUAGCAACUAUAGGAGAGACUGCCAGGAGCAAGAAUGAGUCUGACAAGGAGAGAAAGAGGGAAAAAAACAGUGUGAAUGUAGCCUCAGAAUGUUUGAGAUUUUGCACACCUAAAAGUAUACAAAGACACAUGAUUUUGUUGAAGUUUUUUUGAUGUUACACAGCCACAAAAACGGAAACGUUUGGUUUCCCAGCCUGCUGAGGUCUGACAGGAAAAUGGAAAGCUAAGGAGAACGUAUGUAGCUUAUAAAUGCCUGCCAUGGUCCUUACACACUGCUUUUCUCUUCCUCCCUCCCUCCUCAGUCUCUACCUCCUUGUACCCAUACCUGGACGUUUUCACAGAAAAAAAAAAAAACACUUUGGCUUUACCCUCCGACUGAAACUCUCACUGAGAAAGUGUGGAUUACACAACAAUGUGUGUAACCUUGAAGCACAGCUACCAACUCUGAUGUUAUAAAUCAUGAUCAGGGAUCUUUAAAUGUCAACAUUCCUGAAAAUCAUUUACCCAAAAAAAAGAGUGGAGUUACUAACAUCAGCAGCUCCUGUGAUGGUGUUAAUGCUGUCAGCAGCGCACAUUACGAUGUGCUCCUCCAGCACGAUUAAAACCUCUGCUGUCAGCAGAAAUACUCCCUCUAAGUCAUUCAUUUUUGGUAAGUUAGUCUCCAAAGAAAUAUACAAGACCCUCUCUCAGGCCAAAUAUGGCAUCUCUCACUUAUCUUAGAAUCUAGUAGUGAUUAAUCAAGUAGUUCACCAAUCAAUUUCCUGUUCCUUCAUUUUGCCCCUUCUCUCUCUCUCCUCUCUAUACCUCAGAGCUUUCUCGACCAGGUUAGUGAACUUCAGUGCAAUUUAAUAUAAUUACUGCAGGAUGCACUGACUGCUCUUCACCAAAGCCAUCUAUGGGAUAAAUUGAGAGUGACAUUAAUUAGCCUUCUGCAUCACUGGCUGCAACUGCCAUAUAAACCGUUGGCCCCCGACCCCAGGGUGGGUGGGUCUUGGAGUUUGCCCUGAAAGGGAAAAGUACGAGUGUGAGUUAGGCAGUGUUGAGGGGGCUCUUUUCUAAGCUUGAGUUGGUCUUUUCUCAGUUCCUUAAAAGAAAGCAAUAGUUCUUUUCACAUACUUUGCACUGUCCCAGUAAUUUCAUUGUCUUAAGGUGCGACUUCCCACCCCCCCUUCUGACCCGUUUUAAGAGGCGAUGCACUAUUAUGGUUCUCAUUUUCACCAGAUUCUUCUGUUAGUUUAGACGACGCUUAAACAAACUUGAUGGUUUCUCGCGUUCAUUCGAGGAUCACUUGUCUCAUUAAUUUGCUAAAAUGCAUCUUUAGGAGAGGCUUGGCUCUGGAUUAAUUGUGAUUAGCAGUUUCUUCAUUUAAAACACGCUGUCGUUUUCUUAUGUUUUACAGGACGCUUUAUUCGGUGCAACAUAUGAUUGUCUCAUGUAGCACAGAUGUCGCCCAUUGUGUUCAAUUCAGACCCUCUUAAGUAGGAAUCAGUGUAACGGUAUGUGUUUUUCUUCAUGUUUGUCUUGUUAAUUGAAGGGAUUUUGUUGGAAGUAGUUUUGUGGCAAGCGAAGGAAAAAAAGAAACUGACUUAUAAUUUUAUUUUAAUUGUUUACAAAUUAGCCAAGAUGAAUGCUGCAGUUCUUUCCUUCUGACAUAUUUCUAUCUUGAAAAAUUUUAUGAAAGUGCAAUUAGGUCAUACAUAAAGUUAUUCUGAGGUUUCUAAUCAGACACCAUUCCUCAUGCAGACAUUCCCAUCAGAAAAAAGUGACACAUUAAUAGUUUCCAGUCCUUUCUUUUUAUGACUUUUGAAUAUGCGAUUUGUUUCACUUUAAAGCGUUUUUCUUUGCCCGAAAGCAUUUAGCUUUGGCUUAAAUUAAGGUAAUUUUCUCUUGCACACACAGAGCUGUUGCUUCUACUGGUCCAUACUGGCUGUCUGGUCUUUCCUUCCUGACCUUAAAGCAGUUUAAAGAAAUAGUUGCAGUACUUUAUGAUGUUAUGAGGUUCCAGAAUGCAAAAUUGGAAUAAUCGGGUUGUCUUCUAAGUGUGAGUUUUUGAAAUGAGCGAUUCAAUAAAGACAGAGAGAUUAAAGCUACACUUGAGUGUGCUUGCUGAAAUUCAGGAUGAAUUUAAAAAAAUUUAUCAAUACGUUUAUAUGUGGAAGGCAUUUCCGUACCGCCAUGAUGAACAAGGGCAAAGAUGGUUUAGUUUUUCCUACCAUCCAGCACUCAGCAGAUUUUUGUCAAAGCGUAAGCAAUAUGCAUUCAUUUUAAGUCAAUAAUUUCAUGUAGUCUUGGUGUUUUCUAUGCAGUAAUCUCAGUACAAUGUCCAGGAUUGUCUUCAGAAUAGUUACCUGAAGCAGCAGCCGCUCUGAUUGUUUGAUGCAGUCAUUUUAAAACCAUUUUGUUUUGCUGAUGUCCGGGUUUAGUGUUUUUCACUGACCCAUUUUAUAGGAAUUCAAAGCAGCAUCUUUGGUUUACCCGUUUCUUUUAUGCUUUCUGACUGCUGAGUGAAAUCUGUUUCUUCUUCCUUCUUUGAUGUCACGCAUUUAAAACCAAAUCACUCGAGACGCGCCACUCGGACUAUUUGUCCAAUCUUACUUUGUGUUUAAUGGGGCUUAUCUGGUGUAAGCCGUGCCAGACCAUCUCCCUUUUUGUUUUCAUUUGCUUUGAGUGGCAUGUGCUGUUUAAAAGUAAAAUUCUCCUUAUUAUGUCUUUAACUGAAUCAUCCACAUCACUGAUGGUCCGUUGUCGUAAGUAAUUGCACUAAAUGUCCUCCUUCAGUGUUCUGAAACGGGAUCUGUUAGUAAAUUGAAGACUUUCCUGUUGUCAAACACACAAAAUCACGGAGAAAUCGCAGGUUUUGUAUUUCUGUAGAUAGAUGUAUUUUUCCUGUGUAGAUAGCUUUGAUGAUGCUUGUUGAUAAUGCCUUAAAUUCAGCUUUGUACAAUGUGUCCAAACGAAACAAAGGAGUCGUUAUUCUGCUAGACUCGGUGUUGUCCGUUUCAGGUCGUACGAGAACGUAUCAGAAAGGUCAGGCUGGCGAAAAGAAAUUUACACACGUUGAUGUCCACGAGAGUGACAGUGAGUUCCCCUCACGGGGUUUUAUAGAACUUAUUGCCUCCUGUUUUGGUUUUUAUACCUUUCCUUGACUUUUUAAAUUGUGGAUUUUCAGUAUGUGGAAGAGAAAGGAAAAAGAAGCUUUUCUUAGCACUUUUUAUCAAGAGUGUCAGCCGCGGAGGGCAAUUUUUUCGCUCAACACAUGCAUAGACAGAUGCACAGAGCAGAUGUUUUUAUUGUUGCACAAGAUCAGUGGGUUUUUAAUGACUAGAAUCAGUGGGUUGUGAAAAGGUAUGGUGCUGCGUCCCAAAGUUUCUGGACAGCAGAGUGGAAACUGACGAGCUGCACAAGUCUGACAGCUUUCAUCAGAGGAGACCGUUUGUUUCUGACGUCCUGAGUAAGAGCUACGUCCUGGCUAUCUUACAUUAAACUGCUCAAAUGAACUUAGUAAGAUUAGGUUCUCGAUGAUGUCAAAUCAAAUCAGGAGAAUGCAAAUGGUUAAAAGUUUUAAAGAAGUCUGUAUUUUCCGAUUUGACAUGAUUUUGUUUUUCUCUGCACAAGGUGACAUUGCUUUUUGUGAUGUGAAAAUGAACAGCAACUUUUUUUUUUUAUCUCUUUGCUUUUAAAAUGCCUAAAUCUGCAAAAUAUAUGCAAUUAUGUAAAUGUAACAUUCAAUCCUCAAGUAUAAUCCAGGUUGUAUGAACUUCGUAUAGUGAGUUUUAAUAUUGUAUGACCAUACCAAUAUGUAUUGAUCUCUAUCAGAAGCCUUAGAGUUGUUGACCCAAAGUGCUCCCUUAGGAAAAAAAACCCACACCUACCUGACUUUAAAAAAGCAUUAAUAUCUAUUUUGUUGCAUUUUUAUUUGUACCCUUUUUUUUGAAUAAAAUAGAUUUGUACUGUAUAUUUGUACCUCUCUGUGAACCUCUUGGGGUGUUUUUUUUUUUUUGUUACUUGUUUUGCUGUUUUCAUUUUACGUACUUUAAGGACACAAAGAUAUUGUAUUUUUAUUGUUACAGCUAACAUGGAGACAUUGCAUUUAUCAUGUUUGUUAAGUAAACACAAUAUAAUAUAUAAAUAUAUAUACAAAUAUACAUAUAAUCCAUAAACCCAAA